Coregonus sp. 'balchen' is the source of this 2055-nucleotide messenger RNA. The record is from the annotation of a GenBank genome assembly. Lineage: Eukaryota; Metazoa; Chordata; Actinopteri; Salmoniformes; Salmonidae.
CAUUUUAGUCAGAUGGACCAACCGGAAGUGUUUUUCUCAGAACCUCUGGUGUACAUGUGCAACAACUGGCUGCUGCAAAAUUGUGAAUCUAACAUAAUUUCGAGAGUUGUGACGUGAUUACAUAAUCUUAAAAUUGAAGCAAUGAAUCCUGUCAUUCGCAAGGUAGUGUGUCUUCUACUCAGAAAUUGUGUUUGACACGUUUAUUGUUGAUGUAGCUAGCUGGCUAGUAAGACGGAAGGUCAAACAUGUCAGUAUAUCAAAACACUUGUAUAUGAUAGAUUGUUUGUUUGUCUUCUAUCCAGUUACAGGCUUCCUUCGCACUUCAUUCACGUGCGUUGGACCACGCAGGAUUGUUAUUCGGGUAAGCUAGUUAAAAGCAUAUAGGCAGCCAAUUGCUGGUUGUUACAGGACACAAUAAUUACCACAUCAGGUUUCAUUUGAUGGGGUGGUAACUAGCGACAUUUCAAUGUGUCUAUAAUGUUUCUGAUGUUUAUUUUAAGGGCAUCACUAUCAGUGCAACAUCCGAUUCAGGGUAAGUCCUCCCACCAAUAACAAUAGUUAGUUACUGUUGUGUAUCAAUUUACUUUCUAGGAAAGCCUUAGGAAGUGAUUAUAUCCUGAAAGUUAUAUUGCCACUUAUAUAAUUACCUAAGUGUAUGUAAGCCAUCUGUUUGGCUGGAUAACUGUUUUCUACAGGGUGUCUGUCUUUUUCCAAUGAGAGACAAUACAGGACCAUGCCUACUCAUGGGAUUGGCAAAUAUAAGCACCUGUUACCCAAAGAAGCGGUAAGUCCUUAGUACAUCACUUAUUUAUACUUUCUAAUACUGAAGCCACCAGCUUACACUGUUACCAUGUCUACUUUCUAAUAAAACAUGUAUUGUGCCUUCAGCCAAAGAAAAAGAAAGAGAGACAGCAGAUGAAGCAGAUCAAAAUGGCUACAUAUACAGAGUACGGGACUCUGAACGUGAACGUGUCUGGGUAUGACAUGAUCCUAGUAGAGCACUACUCCCAGUACGUCCAUAAUCUCUGCAACCGGCUAGGCGUCAAAGUGGCUGAGAGGUGAGAGGUAGACUUUAAGACACUGUGUUACUGGCCUCACUCAGAGAUUUGAUGGGCCAAAUAUCCAUGUCUCUGUCGCAAAGUUCAUAAUGCUUCAAUAGGAGGCACACAUUUGGCCCUCUUGCAUAGCAUGGGAUUACGUCAUCCAAUAUCUUUGAAUUAUUGGUUAAUUAACUAACCUUAAAGGGAUGAACUAACACUAUUCUCCUCUCAGCUAUGCAUUGCCCACUAAGAGCACGGAAGUCAUGGUCAUGCCAGAGCAAGGGACCAAGAUGUAUGUAGAUGCCAUCCUCAAGACCCAUGAGCGAAUUGUUCAGGUAAUGGAGCGUUUUGAGUGAUAAUGUGUUCUCUGAACUUUUGGCAGUUGCACUGACAAACAACGUUUCACUCUAGAGAGAGCAUUGAUAAGUGUUUUGUUUACAGCUCAGCCAACUAAACGCCACAUUAUGCCCCACCUUUAUGGAGGUCCUGUUAAAGAAUCAGCCAGAGGGGAUUCAACUCUCUGUAAAGCCGGUGAGCAUAUGACAUCUGUGUUGUUGACCUCUGCAUUACUUUUCUUUUGCCCAUGGAUCAUAUCCUAUAUCUACAGUAUGUACACUUCUUUUGUCAUUUGUUAGUAAUUGUUCAGUGUCAUAACACUUGCUUUUCUGUUUCCCCAGCACACAGAGGCAGAUUACCAAACCCGUUUCAAGGCGCGUCCAGAGCUAGAGGGACUGAUGGCACAGAUUACCUAGUGAGAGGAAAAACACUGUCCACCCCACUCUUUUACCUCAACUGUCAUCUACUUUGUCACAUUUGAAUCUGUGGAUGCCUAUGCGUCUUUUUUUCCUCACAAUAGUGUUGUUGUUUCUUGCAAUCAUGACGUGUACACAUUGUAAAUUAAUUGUGGGUGAAUGUAGGACAUUAUACAAAAGCAGAAGAGCAUACGUACAUCCAGGUAGUUUUUGCAGGUGCUAGAGUUGUAGGUUAAUUCAUUAAAAAUAAAAAUGCCGCACAC